AUGAAUCCACUCAAAUUCGGCAAGUUUCUUGGUUUCAGCUUUGGUGCCAUUGGACUCUACCUGUUGGGACUUGCUGCUUGGAGAUUUCGAGUUACUUUUUGUGUCUUUGCAGUCAUAAUCUGCGGUGUGCUUCGACCAGCAGCAUCAAUAUUGUUCAAGCCCCAAGUAAACCGCCAAUGCGAUCCGCUUAAGCAUCACCCGAAGCUUCACGAUGUUGAUUUUAAAUAUAUCACUGACAGCGAGAGGUUCGCCACUCAGCCCGAACCGUCGUCAAAGGAGAAUCCCCACCCUACAGAUUUCGGGUUCCUGAAUACCAUUUCCAGAGAAACCCCCUGCAGGCCUCCUGGAAAAUUAGAUAUGGAAAAUAUCGAAUUACUUCUCCAUGCUCAGAUUGUGCAAGCUGAAGACCACAUUCUGUCGUUACGUGAAGAUCCUAGGUACUUUGCACAGACCCUACUUGACAUGAAAGGGCAUCUCCUGCUUGUCUAUCCAACCGAGAAGCCCCAACCCAAUGAUUUCCAGUGGGCCCGAGUAAUCAGUUUCGUCCUUUUUGAGUCAUUCUACCGGUAUGAGUACCUUACAGAGCUCCGGAACCAAGCAUCCCAUCUACGGGAACUUUCAAAGGAGUACAAUCCGCAGAUAUCCCUACAGAAGGACUUACCAGAGGAAUACCGUGCAUCUCUACUCAAGUUUCAGCAUUACAUUGAACAGUCUAGAGUUAUCGAUGAGCUCAGCAGACUAUUGAAAUCACAGCCUACAGCCCCAGAAUCUCUUUCUCCAUAUGUUCAAAUGCAGAUUGUUGAGUUUUGCAUCAUUGGCGAGUGUCUCGAGCUACUUAAGAGAUUCCAGCCCUGGACCAAUGGCUUCGAAAAUUCUCCGGUCUAUGGAGAGGAAGUGAUUAAAGACGAGUUCAAAGAACACACCAAAGGCUGGACCGCAAUAAUUGAGACUUUCACUGAGCAAAAUUGCAUUGCUCUUCAGAAGCUGGGAUCUCCCUCAGGUACGAGAUUUCUGUAUCCGACAGGAAAGAGUCACAACAGGGCAAUUUUUGAGGCCCGUCGAAGGUCCAAGGCGAAUUUGGAUGCGUUCUGGAAUACAGUGGACGAUAUGUUGUGCCGGAAGGCGGGAGGUUUCAGCACCACAGCUUACGAGCAACUUCUCUUAGAGUACGGCUACCUACCGUGCACGCCGAAAUGGGCUGAGCCGGCUGCCAAGAAAAAGAAGGAGGAAAAGUCGAGGCGAACCCAAACACAGACAAAUAAUGGGUCGUGUGAGUAUACCCUACCCUAUUCACACCCAUUUCAAAAGGCCGAUUCCGCUUUAUCCGCUCGCGCGGAGGUUCUAGCAUUGGAUUCUGGCAAAACUAAGAUCAAGCGUCGUGGAAAAUCAGUGGACGAGUCGACAGGUGAAAAUGUCACAACGUCACCGCUUCCUGGAACCCCAGCAGACGUCCACGUUCAACCUAUAUUCAAAGUAGAUGCACGAGCGCUGAAUGUCUUCCGUACUAUCUUCUUCGACCUAGAAGCUCACACUACCCCAGGCGAGGUGGCCUGGCGCGACUUUCUCCAUGCCAUGCGCUCCAUAGGAUUUGCCGCUGAGAAACUGGACGGAUCUGCCUGGCACUUUCAGCCGACAGGGCUUGAUGUUGAGAGAAGCAUCCAGUUUCAUGAACCUCAUCCUCGAGGCAAGAUUCCGUUCCGAGUAGCUCGGCGUCAUGGCCGAAGGCUCAACCGUGCGUAUGGUUGGCAUGGUGGGAUGUUUGUCUUGAGAAACAAUAAUAACCAUGGUAUUCCGAAGAUGUAAUUACGGGAUUUUUGAUACUUGUGUCAGGACAAGUGAGCUAGGCAUAUUUAGGGUCAUGUUCUGUUUAGGAAACUGUUGCAAGGCAGCGGGUGGCGGUACUCUCACUGCAGAUGUGUACUAGUAGGAUUCUUUUCGGAUAUGGAAUUGCUCAGCCCAAGGAUGAUUCCGUUCCCACUCCUUAACUGUUGUAU
This is a messenger RNA of Xylaria bambusicola, 1994 nucleotides long. RefSeq lists its product as uncharacterized. The record is from RefSeq and is a predicted model, not a curated record. NCBI's taxonomy places the organism in Eukaryota, Fungi, Ascomycota, Sordariomycetes, Xylariales, Xylariaceae. The transcript has a single exon. Bases 1 to 1803 code for a protein of 600 amino acids.